CUGGAAAGUGACGAAUUGGUAUUGAAUGUGAUAUCGUUUGCCUUGGAUGACAUCAAGUCCUAGGCUUCUCUUGCCUUGUUGCCGUGCCUGGUGACUCAAAGUCUACGAGUCGUGCGGCUCGGUCCUUCGAAGAUGGCUAUAAAGCUCCCGGUUCCAAUCAGUGGCCGAGGAAAUAUUUGAAGCCUCAAGACAUUAAACCAAAGCCUCUUUCUCUCUCUUUCCCUCGGACAUUCUCUCUUCUUUCUAAGAGGUUGAGUUAUCGACAUCGUCUAGUCACAAACAUCAUCUAAUUACAUACAUCAUCGAGUCUUACGCAUCAUCGAGUCAAACAAGUCCAGACUCUAGACACUUAGAUCUACCUCACCAAAUCCAUCCAUCAUGGCGUCCUCACUCACCGAGAAACCCACCACCACCCAACAAUCCACAAUCCAAAUACCAGAUUUCCUAGCAGACUGGCGUCAAACCGCAAGCUGGCCAUCCCCGUACCCCCCAACCCGCCACCCAGACUCCGACUACAUCAAAUCCGAAUCCGAAAGCUGGCUACGAAGCUACUGCUGCACUUCUUCCACCAACCCAAACUCCAUCAACAAGGGCAUCAACGACCUCUUCAUCUCCAAAAUCAUCGCCGGCGACUUCCCCGAAAUCGCAUGCCUCAUCUACGCCCAUCAACCCACUCGCCACGUCCUCCUCGCCGCGCUCGUCAUGCUCCACUUCUUUGUCAUUGACGAGUUUACGGACAAUGUCGAGAAUACGGUGGACGGCGAGCGGCAGGUGAGGAGGCAGUCUGCCGCCAUGGUCCGCGCGUUUCGGCAUCCCGAGGAGAUCGAGGUCUCCUCGGCCACGGGGGAAUAUAAAGAAGUGUGGGUUGGCGUCCGGAUGGCGGCCGACAUUGCGCUGCGCUACCGCAGCGACGCGGUAGGCGGCACAUCCGACUCGUGGGAUUUCUUUGUGGAUAGUUUUGCAGAGUACCUCGACGGCGUGGGCGACGAGGUGGCGCUCCGGAGGAAGGUGGACGGGAAGGGCGAAGAGUGCGUGCCGAGCCGGGAGGGGUACAUUGCCGUUCGGCGCCUUACCAUCGGUGUCUUGCCGGGCAUGGCGCUCCUCCUCAUCGACCGCGCGAUCCGUCCCAACUUUUUGCAGAUUCCUGCCGUGGAUUCGCUGUUGCGUCUCUGCGUCGACAUCAUCAUCAACCAGAACGAUAUCUACAGCUUCGAUAAAGAGCAGGCCAAGGGGGAGGACGGGCAUAACGGUGUAAGGGUCCUCAUGGAGGAGGACGGGGUUGGUGUGCAGGAGGCCAUGACGAAGUUGGGACAGGAGACAAAGGUACUAGUGAGGGACUUCGUGGGCUUGGUUGAGGAUUCCCCGACGUUGGAGAACGAGGUUGAUGGUACGAAUUUGAGAAUCUUGCGGGACGGGUGCGUUUCGUGGAUCUUGGGGAUGGAAGUUUGGUCUACGCUGGUUACGAAGCGGUAUGGGAUGCAGAGGUUGGAUGGGGAGAGAAGGUAUACGCCUACACCGAAGAAGGUAAAGGCGCAGGUGAAGGAGCAGGAGCAGCAGCAAAAGGAGCAAAGGCAACAAGCACCGCUGGCUCGGGAGGGUAUGAUGAGUUUGAUGAGGAAGUUGCCGGGAGAUUUGAUGUCUCUGCUGAGGAGGAUUCUUGGUAUGUAGAGCGAUCUGACGUUAUUGGUCGGCGUUGUGAUGUAAAAGAAUUGCCCUGUCUAGAAAAUCUGAGUUUAGUGUAUAUGAUCUCCGUCAUUGAAUGGUAUUUGAAAGACGACAUGAGCUCAGCCCCAGCCUCAGAUCUAGAGACAAGACUUGAUCCAGAUCAAAACCACCACACGAGGGCGGAGCCAGCGCCACACCCGUCACACCCGUGAUAAACACGCCCAGAUCUCACGCGACGAUGAAAGAAGUUGUUAUGUAUAUAUGUCUUGAACAAAUUGAAAAAGAAAGAAAAAAAGAUAUGGGGUAUCGAGUUUGUAUGACUAACACAAAAAGGCCUAGGCCAAAACGACGGGAACACCAGCACGAUGGUGACAAAGGCACAACACACACACACACACACACACACACACA
This is a messenger RNA of Colletotrichum godetiae, 2076 nucleotides long. Its product is annotated as isoprenoid synthase domain-containing protein. Bases 379 to 1668 code for a protein of 429 amino acids. The transcript has a single exon. Lineage: Eukaryota; Fungi; Ascomycota; Sordariomycetes; Glomerellales; Glomerellaceae. The record is from RefSeq and is a predicted model, not a curated record.